This is a messenger RNA of Coccomyxa subellipsoidea C-169, 933 nucleotides long. RefSeq names its product WD40 repeat-like protein. NCBI's taxonomy places the organism in Eukaryota, Viridiplantae, Chlorophyta, Trebouxiophyceae, Coccomyxaceae. The record is from RefSeq and is a predicted model, not a curated record. The transcript has 8 exons. Gene Ontology annotation, molecular function: protein binding. Bases 1 to 933 code for a protein of 310 amino acids.
AUGGCGCUCUCAUCGCCUUGGCUGAAGCUGGAUGCGGCUGCCCCCGAUGUGCUGCUGUCGAGCUCUCUGGACGGCACUGUUCGUGGAUGGGACCUGCGUAGCGGCCAGCAGAUCCAACAGUUUGCGGCGGGGAAGGGAAUGGGUUUGAACGCGCUCGCAGUCUCUGGUGACACGCUGGCGGCCGGGUCGGACGGGUGUGUGUACUUCUGGGACCGGCGAUCACAUGAGCAGUUGGCCUGCUUCGAUGACACGCACCCAGAGGCGGUCACGCAGGUGCUGUACCAUCAGCAGAACUUCAUCAGUGGGUCCAUGGACGGACUCAUUAAUGUGGCAGACUUUAGCGAUGUUGGCCUGAACGAAGAUGACAGCUUCAAGGCCGCGUUGAACCUGGACGCAUCUGUCAGCCGCCUGGGAUUCUAUGGGGAGCAGCAGGAGCACCUCUGGUGUCUGAGUCACACAGACACACUGCACCUUUGGGACUGGCAAACCGCCUGCGACGAGGAGGCUGAAGGGGGAGAGGGCUCACUGGCGGAUGUAAUGGACGUGAAAGAGCAAGUGUCAGAGGGGCAAAGCAGUCUGCCAUCAGUCGACUACCUGGUUGGCUGCAGCUACAGCCUGGGCGCGUUGUCUAUAGCAGCAGGCAGCAGCUGUGGCAGCGUGGGCAUUUUUGAUGUGUCUGUGCCCAGCCGCUCUGGAGAGGACUGCUCCUUCUCUGGGUGCAGGAUGCUGCUCAAGGGCGGGCACUCAGAUGUGGUCCGGUCAGCUCUGUGGCCAUCAGAGCGCAGCCCGGUGUUUUUCACGGCCGGUGAAGAUGCGCGUAUCUGUGCAUGGUCCACUGUGGCCGGAUUAGAGGACGGUGCCGGCAAAAGAAGCCUGGGUGAUGCUGGCGAAUCACAGCCUCAGAAGAAGAGGAAAAAGCAGAAGGGAACCUAG